Caenorhabditis sp. 36 PRJEB53466 is the source of this 700-nucleotide messenger RNA. The record is from the annotation of a GenBank genome assembly. Lineage: Eukaryota; Metazoa; Nematoda; Chromadorea; Rhabditida; Rhabditidae.
AUGAUGAAGAUUGUGAUGAAGAUGUUUGUGUAAACACUUUCAAAUCAGGCGGAAAACGCGUCGAACUGGACCGGACAAAGUGAGCGUGGUGUGACGUAGAACACUUUCAUUACUAUUUUGCAAAACGGGAAGCGAUUACGGUUGCCGAGGUUUCGUUUCAGAAAUAAACGUUCUCACUGCACAAACAGAAACCAUCUGGCCCACAACCUUGAGGUUCAUGAGAAAGUCUAUGAGGAUGUUGGCAGUGAUGUGACCUACGAGCAAUUGAACAAGUUGAGAUUGCUCCAGAAUGACUUGGAGAUCGGUAAGUGCACUCUUCCAGUUUCAGUUUCAGUUUUCAAUCUAUAAAACAGAAAUUUUCAGAUGGCUACACAAUCCCAGCCGGCGCCAACAUCUCCAUCGCUCCCCGUCGUUCUUCACAACAAUCAUUGAUCGAGAAGCCUUUUUUUUAUGUAUGUAUUCGUUUAUUUAGUUCAGAAAGAUAGCAAACGUCAAGGCACAGAUGAGAAUAGACGAAUUAGUUCCAAGGACGGUCCCUCACGAGAUGUACCUAGACAAGCCUUCAACUCGGACCGCUUUCUUCCUGAAGAAUGCUCCAACUUCAUUCCAACUUCCGUACAACUUCAUUCCUUUCUCUGCCGGCAUCAAGAAUUGCAGUGGUCAGAAAUGCUCGAUUCUCAAUGAAAAAGUGAUAAUGUGA